Messenger RNA from Erigeron canadensis, 1243 nucleotides. RefSeq names its product growth-regulating factor 8-like. The coding region runs from base 59 to 1126 and encodes 355 amino acids. Gene Ontology annotation, molecular function: ATP binding. Lineage: Eukaryota; Viridiplantae; Streptophyta; Magnoliopsida; Asterales; Asteraceae. Gene Ontology annotation, cellular component: nucleus. Gene Ontology annotation, biological process: regulation of DNA-templated transcription; developmental process; DNA-templated transcription. The record is from RefSeq and is a predicted model, not a curated record. The transcript is spliced from 4 exons.
UUCACAAUAUACAACCUCAUCAAUUAAACCCUUUUAAGCCUUCAUAUCUUCUUCCAAAAUGAGUUCUGAUAAUAAUCACAAAACAGUAGACGAUGGUAGCGGAAAUGAAAUCUCCGGAAAACCACCUUCGUCGCAGGCUGAGUGUGACGUCGGUCUAGCUUUAAACAUGCAACAUACUCACCCAAGUAAAAAAAUAAAUCUCAUGCCUCAUCCUUCUCCAUAUCAUAAUCAUCCCAAAUAUCAUCAAACUUCUAUUGAAUUCGGUGGUGGUGGCAGGCAGGUUUUUGAACCAUCUAGCAAUCAUAUUGCAUUUGCAACUUCACCAAACUACACCACAGGUGGUGUAAUAUUUACAGCAUCUCAAUUGCAAGAGCUUGAGAACCAGACAAUGAUUUACAAGCACAUUAUGUCUUCCAUCCCUGUUCCACCUCAACUGCUGUUUCCUUUCUCCUCCCAAUCAAACAGGUCCGACUCAGAGCCAUGGAGGUGUAGAAGAACAGAUGGGAAGAAAUGGAGGUGUUCAAGGGAUGUAAUGCCCGAUCAAAAGUAUUGUGAGCGACAUGCUCACAAGAAUCGACCUCGUUCAAGAAAGCAUGUGGAAACUCAUCAAUCUCAAACGCAAAUUACACACAAUUCAUCAAAACAUCUCAGUAGUAGUACUAAAGACAAUUACAACACUACCCUUCCUCAUUCUCCAACUAUGUCACCUUCCUGUCAACAAUCCAGUUUGUUGAUGAAGAAUGGCACUAUCCCUUUGUCUUCAUCAAACCAAAAGAUUCAGAAGCCAAGUGUAGUAGGAUCAAAAGGAGACCACUUUUUUCAAGAUCUUGGUGGAAGAAGUAGUCAUGACCAUGAUUUGGUUGGUGAUAAUUGCUUUCUUAGCUUGAUGCAACCUGGUGGAAACGAUAAUAAUAGUAGUGAUGAUCAAGAUGAUUUGUUUCAAUUGGGAAUUGGGAUGUUGAAUGCAGACGAUUCCAACACUACACAUAACCAAUGGGCGCACCAGGGUUCGUGGUUGGGUGGACCUUUGGGUGAGGCUUUGUGCCUAGGGGUUGCGAGUUCAUUGAACCAACCUCCUAAUGUGACCUCUUCUCAUGAUGUUAGUCAUCAUGGGCUUCAUGAUUAGUAUUUUGUUCGGCUUUUUUUUUUCUUUUUCCUAGCUUCUUCCUAUUAGCAUUUAAUUAGUUCGUUUGACAAGAAUGUUUUUUGAUUCACAUACAUAUGAACAUGUCGUUUCAAGUUA